AUGAUCCCGGCGGUCUCCCAAGUUAUACAACUGGGUGAGGGUGUUGUCCGCAAAGUACCAGUUCCAAGAAUCAGCUUUGCCUUCGAAUAUGUCCCCAUUGGCAUCGAAUAUUUUCCUAGGAGCUUUCCUCUCCAUUUUGAGUCGAGAUCUGGACCGCUCAAAUGUGGCGAUCUUCACGCGAUCUUCACGCCUGACAACAGAGACUCGUGGACCGAGGCAAGGCAGACGCUCCAGGAGCUCGAUCGCGACAAUGCUGUUAGCAUCGCCACUAUCGAAACCUUGGCUUUAAUAGUCGCUUUGGAUGAAGCGCCACCUCUGACUGCAACCGAGCCCGUAAGCCAGUUCCACUAUGGAGGUAAAAACGAUGCGGCAAACCGUUGGCAAGACAAGUCAAUUCAGUUCGUGAUCUGCAGCAAGGGUAUUUCCGGUAUUGUUGGCGAACACACAAUGCUGGAUGCUCUGACUUUAGAUGAGCUCAUGGGUGAUCAAUUUACAGCCACCCACGCUUCACGCUCGCGCCAUGCCGCGCACGACGGCCUCAUCCCUGUUUACAUGCCUCUCAAGACAGACACGGCACUUGACACUCGCAUGAUCAAAGUCCAAGGCGAGUACACGGCAAGCAUGGCAAGCAUGGCAGGCUCUGAGCACGUAAACAUGCUCUCCGGUGGCUACGGCGCAGCCUUUUUGCGGGCCCAGAAGUUGUCCCCUAAGAGCGUCUUCCAAAUGGUCGUCCAGCUUGCCGCCCUCGCCACGUUUAGCUACAUCCCCCCAUGUUGGGAGACGGUCAAUCAAGCACACUGCCAUCUCGGCCGCGUCGACAUCAUCCAGGUCGUCGUGCCCGCCGUCGUCACCUUCGUGCAGGCUGCCGCGGACUCUCCGGUCCCAAUGUCACAACGCCGCGCUCUUCUCGUCAACGCGACUCACGCCCACUCACGACCAUGA
Molecule: messenger RNA, 942 nt
Organism: Penicillium daleae
Lineage: Eukaryota; Fungi; Ascomycota; Eurotiomycetes; Eurotiales; Aspergillaceae
Product: ketoacyl-synt-domain-containing protein
Exons: 1
Coding region: 1-942 (313 amino acids)
Biological process (GO): carnitine metabolic process
Cellular component (GO): mitochondrion; peroxisome
Molecular function (GO): carnitine O-acetyltransferase activity
Source: RefSeq, a predicted model, not a curated record